UCGCAAACGAGGCUGCACCAACACUUUCGUUCACCGUCCAAAACAGUGGAGCUUCCCCGACCGGAAGCGGCACUUCUAUCGAGAAAAAUCAAUAAUUUUGACCAGAGAGAUCGAAAGGGGGGACCCCAACAUAUUUCAUUGAUCCCCCCUUUGGCUCUCACGUUUGACAAAGGGUUUGUUUCGCUUGGUCUCUUCGUAGCGGCCGAAGACAAAGAGAUGGUGCGUUGGCCUUGAAGAGUUCAAGAUGGCUUCCUCGUCUGGAAUCGAGGCAUCUGUAGAACAGACUGCGUCUGCAGGGGCAGCUGAGCCAUGCAGCACCCUCGAAGCUUCAGCCGAUCUGGAAGAUAGUACUGGUAGUUUUGAUGUGGAUGCAGAAAAUGCUCCUAUGCAAUCAUCCUCGAAAGGAGCUUCUUACGAAGAAACCUUUCAAGGCCCCCACAAGUGGAGACAACAUCUUAGACAUGUUCCGAGUACCAAGCGAAAGAAAAAUCCGCAAGAAUCCGAUAACCAAGUAAAUUUCGGCUCUGAAUCAGAACAAGACGACAGUUUCAUGGACACGACAAAUGAUGAAGAUACAAACUUAAGUCUGGAUUCUUCUUCCCUUGACUUGAAAGAAGCUAAUUCAGGCGAUAACGACGAAACUUCUGGAAACGUCCCACCUUGGAAAAAAGAAUUUCUUGAGAGGUCGAAGUACAGAAAGAUGUACAAGCAGACGACUGCCACUGGCGGACAGGCUUCACAGAUUCCUGUGACUGUCAGGCGGCGUGGGAGCUUACAUGGACACUCGGAGUCAGCCUUCACUCGGCAAGUUGUCUACUCUGGUCUGACUCCAAGUGCUUCCCGGAAGAAGCUCUCACCAUCUAACUCUUUUCGACAAAACUCGAAUUCAAGUGCCCAUCCCGGUCGGAGAACAGCGCUUCAGCAAGGAGCGCUCACUGAUCUUUCGACAAAUACAGAUUUAACCAAGAAACGUAUUGAGCGAGUACAACGAGCCAGACUCUACUUGCUCCAGCAGACAGGACCAAACUCUUUUCUCAUUGGAGGAGACUCACCAGAUCACAAAUAUAGAGUCAUCAUCGGGCCACAGACGUGCAGUUGUGGCCGUGGACCUCACUGUGUGCAUGUGUUGUUUGUGAUGCUGCGAGUCUUCAAGGUGGGAGAGAGUGACCCCUGUCUCUGGAGCAGAACACUGAAAAACUACGAGGUUGAGAACCUGUUUCGUAUCUACCAUGACAAACGCAGCUCUCGGAUUACAAAGCGACGUCCGUCUCAGAGAAAGAAAGAAGUGGUGAAACAAGAAGUAGAAGGGGGCGAAGAGGAAAUGGAAUCAAGCUCUACAGAUACUCUGGAUCACGGCAGGAUGCCAUCAGAGAGUGAUGCAGGAAGUGUGCGGGAGGAGGAGGACACAUGCCCAAUCUGUCUCUUGGAAAUGUUGGAAGGAGAAAGUCUGAUCUGUUGCGAGAAUGGCUGCCACAAUCGUUUGCACCACCACUGCAUUGCCAUAUGGUUUGAGGAGUGUCGCCGGCAAAACGACCCCCUGAACUGUCCCCUGUGCCGGGCCCAGUGGAAGACCACCACUGUGGAAAUCAAAAGUACACAGAGCAGCACACCCCCAGAUGGCCCCGACGUGCCACCAAACACCCGCGCUUCUUCCCCUCAGCCAGAGGAGGACAGCUAUCGAUUGCCAUACGCAGAACCCAUACCCCCGGAGCUUCAGGAGACGGCUGCCCCAUGGAUUGAGGCCCUUGGUUCGGACUUGGUUUCGUGCCUUUUGUCUCGCAACUGGUCUAUCCGAGAGGCAGGACUGAAACACCUGAGCAAGGAAAUCAUGGCCACGCUGAUCAAAGGAGCCGGGGAAGGGAGGUCGGGGGUCAUCGUGUCACCUGUGCGUCGGGCAGCGACCCACAACAUGCUGCAGACGGCCUGUAACAUCCUGGCCUACAUGUGUGCCGAUCCGGUGUACCGAGUGUUUGUGGCCUCCUUGAGAUCCAUGAGGACAAUGUUGUCAUACACGCCCUGCAGAGAUGCUGAGCAGAGAAAGAGGUUGCAGACUAUUCUGAAACCCAUUGUUGAAGCCAUAAUUCUCAAGUGUACAGACGGUAACAGACGCACCAGUCAGCUGUCUUUGUCUACUCUGGUGGAGCUAGGAAAAGGACAAGAUGGGGAACUAGCUGUUGGCAGAGAAAUUUUGAACCCAGGAGCUGAUGGUCUGGAUGGACUGAACUACGUCCUGAAGUGUGUCACGGAGGAGUACAGCAUAGAGUCGGUUCCCUGGCAGUGGCUGCUGGGUAGGCUCUACGUCAUCGACAGACUGCUCGAGGAGUUCCCUGCAGACUUCCUGCCUCGUCCUGAAGAAAUGCCCGACGCCGCGGGUGCCGCUGAUGCAGAUGAUGCAGGGGACGUGGAAGGAGCAGCAGCAGGGCCUGGUGAGGGCAAAACUCAGGGCGAGUCCAGUGAAAUUGGUGCUUCUAAUUAUAACCGUCUGAUGUCCGUGGCCCACUUCUCUGUGAAAGCUGUGUGUAGCGCACACAUGAGGAUCGCCCGCAUGUCCCGUCGGGUGUUCCUCCUCUCUGCCAAGUUGGGCGCCCACGUCCAAAGCGUCAUCUUGGAGCUGAAAGAUCUCCUGGCGCAGAUUGACUCAACUUCGGUUGCCUCCCUACGACGCAAGCUGGACAGGAUUGUGGAAGACUUUCAGCUUUCUGAAAGGAUCGUACAUGAAUUGAUGCACGGAUCGGGAAAGAAAGGAAGGCUUGAUUCCCCCUGCCAUACUCCUGUGGAGUCUCCGUCUUCCACUCCCCGCUGCAACUCUCCAGUUCACGGUGGAAAUGAUCAGCAUAGUGAGAUGGGUGGGACAUCUGUGUCUGACAAGACUGCCCCGGUACCUUCGGUUCCUCCCAACAGCCCUGUACAGCGGCCUAAAAGAAAGCUGAAACGUGCAAUACCUCGGAGAAGUUUUCGCGAAACCAACCACCCUUCAACCCCUCCACCAACGUCAGAAAAUUCUCCAGAAAAAAACAGUAUACAUCAAAAGGAAAAUCUGGUCCCUGAGACCAAGGGGAAACCAGUGUCAGGGGAUUUCCCUGGCAUUGGUUUGACCCGGCUUGGCAGCUCCAGUCCUCCAAUCAGGAAAAGAUCAAAUCUUCCCCUUCGUCGGAAGACCAUCGAGGGGGAUAACGUGUCCAAAAGGGGAGGCUCGUCUAGUCCCACAAUCCGCCGAAGAACGGUGGAUGGCAGCACUUUGUCGUGUGGAUCGUCCCAGUCAGCCCCACCGCCCGCCUCCCGCACCUCUCCCACCACUGUCCCAGCACAGCAGCAGCUACCGCCAGUGUCGUCCCGUGUUCCACCGCCCAUCAUGUUGAGCCCCAUUCUUCCAACCAUUUCUGUCACGGACACAUCCGCUCAGGGUACGGGUAUGUUUAACCCGGUAGCUCUCUCCGAUCUGGACGAGAACGCAAAAGAAAGCAGCGAGGAAGCGGACAGCGGUGGGGGUGCCGACUUUUACGGCACCCUCAAAGCCUCGGCCCGUCACGAAGAGGAUCACAUGUCUCUAUGCACCAAAGAAGAUCUCAAGUGCCCAGCACCACCACCAAACUCAAACGGCAGCAAGUCUCAGUGUUCACCACCCACCGCAGCGGCACCCUCCUCGUGUGGUUGCCAGUGUCAUUGCCAAGAUCCACCUCGGCCUCUUGACUCGACGACAGCCUCACCAAAGUCUGGCACAGUCGGCGUGCCGAACACACCGGAGAGCGCUGACAACAGUCAUUACCACACGGCAGAGCAUGAGUCGAUGAGCAGUGACGACUUCCUCGACUUCUCGCAAGAGGCGACCCCGUCAAAAGAUGAGAAGCCUGUGUCUUUCAAAUCGGAAGUUGCUGAAUCUCCCAAGUCCUCCCCCAGUCACUCAGUACAUAGUGGUGCUAGUUCGAAAAGCGACGACUGUGGGACGUGCAAAGAGGAAGUGGAACGCGAGGAGGCGGAGGCUCUGGCCAAGGCGCUGGACGUGUCGGAGAGACAGACCCCGUGCCCCGUGGUGCCAGGACUAACCCCGUCUGCCCGGGAGGAGGUCAUCACCAUCAGAAUACAGCCUGACGAUGAAAGCGACGGUGUGUCGAGUGCUCCUUCCAUGUACAUGGAGAAGGUUCACUGGGUGAAGGGACCACUGCUGGGCACAGGAGCCUACAGUUCUUGCUACCAGUCACGGGACGUCCGCACUGGGGUCAUCAUGGCGGUCAAGCAGAUCUCUUUUUGCCGCAACUCCCCUCAAGAGCAGGAGAAGGUGGUGGAGGCGAUCACAGAGGAGAUCCACAUGAUGGCCAAGCUCAACCAUCCCAACAUAGUGAGGAUCUUGGGGGCCACAAAGCAGGGCUGUCACUUCAAUAUGUUUGUGGAAUGGAUGCCCGGUGGCUCUGUGUCUUACCUGCUGGGGGAGUACGGAGCGUUCACUGACCAGGUGAUCGUCAGUUACACAAGGCAGAUACUCAGAGGAUUGGCUUACCUGCAUGACAACCAGAUUUUGCACAGAGAUUUGAAAGGAGCAAACCUCUUGGUGGACAGCACGGGGCAGGCCCUUCGUAUCGGAGAUUUCGGCGCCUCGGCUCGUCUCGCGUCUCAAGCCACGGGAGCCGGCGAGUUUCAGGGACAGUUGCUCGGGACCAUUGCCUUUAUGGCACCAGAGGUACUUCGUGGGGAGAGUUACGGCCGAGCCUGUGACAUCUGGAGUGUGGGUUGUGUCAUGAUUGAGAUGUCCACGACCAAACCACCAUGGAAUGCCACGGACAUAUCAAACCACCUUGCACUGAUUUUCAAGAUCGCAUCGUCAGUGGACUCCCCGCCCAUCCCAGAGAACACAGCACCCCCUCUGAGAGACCUGAUGCUUCGAUGCCUGGAGCAGGCGUCGGCGGACCGGCCCUCGGCCAAAGACCUGCUCCUCCACCCUCUGUUCACGCAGUGCUUCACCAACAACUCUUACAACGGCACCAGCUACACUGGCAGCAGUUUAUCCACUAAAAAGUGAUGUGGUAGGAUUUUCUCCUAGCUGUGCCAUAACCAAAGCCCCCCCCCCCCCCCCCCUCCUCCCCCAGUGGCUGUGUGUUGCGACUACCCACUGACAAAGGACAACUAUGUUGAGGACCCCUCCACAAAGGCAGCUGCUACUAUAAGCCAAUGACGCUCGGUGUACCGGCGAUUCUAGAUCACGUUUGUGUGAGAGGAGAGAGUUGGAGUGCCGUUGUGUGUUUGAAGAAGAAGGACUAUUUCUUGGAGAACAGGGCACCCUCUCUUUAGUUAUUUUAUUCUCCCCCUCUUCUCUUGUUCUUUCGUUUGUAGAAUACGACAUGAAAAUGUUUCUUUGUUUCAGUUUUAUUGUAAAAUGGCAUGUCUCACGUGGCAGUUUACUGACUCGCACAAUGGCCAUAAUCGUUAUUUCAAUUUUCAUCUUCCAGUUCAGAGACAUUUAUUAAGAAUGAGGUGGCGGAAAAGCCUUCAGAAUUCCAGUUUGUUUACAAAAAUCUGAUUUUAUAAUCUGAAAAGCCUUCUGUCUCUCUGUAAUUUGAGUCAUUUCUGAAAUGAAUUCUGGAGUUCAUCUCUAGUUUGUGGAAACUUUUGCUCCAAAGAGCCCAUUUUCAUAUACGGCUAGUUUGAUUUAAUUUUACCCUGGUAUUUACACUUUUUAUCUUGUUUAUGUAGAUAAAACUUAAAUCUUUACUUAACUCUUAUACUUACUGCUGUCAACUUUUCAUUUUUUUGUCACUUACAUUUUUCUCAGAAUCUGUCAUGUGUAUAUCUUGAACGUCCUAGCUGGGGAGACUCCCAGCAGGUUUUCCUGGGCAGUUGUUUUAGUAUUGGGGGGUGAACCGGGCAUUUUCCCCGAGUACCAGUUUUUGACUCUGGUAAAAGUAAAGUAUAACCCCCCCACCUCAUUUGGUCUUGCAUAAUGAGGAUCACAGCGAGCUGCUGCCUGUUCCCGUAAGGCACAGCUAGUUCGACAUCCACUAUGAUGUCCCUGAUGUUUUACACCAGGUCAAGCAGUGUAGAACUGGGGCGGCUGUACUUUACUUUUAUCAUAGCUGGCUUACUCUGUGUGGGAAUGCCGGUCGUCGUCCCACAAAUGUUCCUUUUGCCGUGGACCUCCGGGGUUUCCAGCCCCCCCUGAUGGUCGCAAGUCCUACUUUACUUUACAGAAACUGUUCCCGACUGUGAUAUAUUGUAACCUGUUGGUGGUGGGUUGUGCAUUCGACUUCUGGCCAAAGGUAUAAAUAUUUUUUAUAUCCAAGCGCCAAAAGUCUGGGACCAAUUCCUGAAUUGCGUCUCGUUUCGACAUUUAUACUUGUAUAUUGAUGAUGAUCAUGUUAUGUGCAAUGGUGUCCCAAACAUGGGCAUAAAGAUUUCGAAACCCAGCUUGUUAUCACGAAUGUUAUGAACACACAUCGUCUUCCGUUGUGCACAAAGUACAAGCCUGUUACAUUUUAAAAGAAGCACAUUUUAAAAUCCUUUUUUCUACAAGGGCUGCAAUAGGCAGUCAUGAAUUUUAGCAAUUUUUAAGUGCCGUCAACGUUCAAUGUUAUUGUCAUUGUUAAGGUCAUGUUUAUGCAAGUUCUAUCUUAGUUUUAUCUCAGAGAAAGAUGUACCCAUAUUCUUGAAACAGAUCUAUUCAUAUUUCUGCCAAAAUGUCAUUUAUGUUUCAUGACCUGGACAUGAAAGUUCAUGUAAAUCAAAGUUGUUGACUGCACACACACACACACACAAAUAUUUUCAUAUGUUCUCCGUCCAAGAGACAAGUUAUGCAAAAUUUUGUUACCGGUUUGCUAAAAAUUCUUCUACUGACGUACCAGACCAUGUGUUCAGUCGGUCAGAGGCUGGCUUACUCCAGCUUUGACCAGUGAGAAUGAAGUUGUCAAUCUCACACACUUACAGAAUUGUCCACUCCAUGCCUUGUUAUGUGUAGAAGAUUUGGGGACUAAACACCCGGUUAUUUUGUACCAAACUUUACAACAGUGUUCUGGGUUUCUCGACGCUCUACGAGAUGCGAAGAGUUUGCCUUCACCAGUAGCCUUAACGAACGCCGCGUUCCCACUCUUAACGCUAUACUCCCCUUGUUGGGGACUGCCAUUGACAUGGAAACUCUUAUGACAUUUUUCACAAACAUUCGUCUUUUUUUUUCCCAUCCUUUCCAUUGGUCAAGCAUCAUUUUGACUACCUCAUGGGUCGUAUUUAUUCUUUUAGUUUCUUCAGAGAUCGCCAUCACAUAGUCUUUCUAAAGAGCAAAAAAAGUAAGAAGCACCCUGUAUAUAGUUAUCUUAUCUUUCAUUUUUACAGAACCACAUUCCAGGGAUCUGAUGAGUCACUGAUGGUUUAAGAAUACAAAGAGGUCAAUUUCCAAACAGUGAAUAGAGAGCGUAGAUGUUCAGUAUCCAACAUGAACAAGUUUUUGAACUUCCAGCUGAUAAAUGUUUACUGUUCGGAUCACAUGCCAAGGUAGUUUUUUUUUCUGGUGUUUUUUUUUUUUUUAGUUUAGUCUGGUAGAGGUUGGUGACCUCUGAAGAUAAUAGACCAUUUAACAGAGAAACUGACAGCUGGUGCCUGUAUUUAUAGAAAAUUAACAGUAACAGUACAGGGAAAUGUUCUGUGUGUUGGGAAUGUUAUCCAGUUCUUUGAUAGGUCUCUGUAUGAUGAGUGAUGGGCAGACGGAGGAGAAAUAGAAGUCUCGCUCACACAAAGACACUGGUUGUGCUCAGAAUCUGUGACUGAUUUUACUGAAUUCAAAGCCUCCAGUUGCCGGUACUGCUAAUACUGCUAUAGUAUAUUUGAAGUCUGAAUUGGCUGUACCGUGCUCAUUAAGAUCAUCAUAGAGGAUUCUGGUUUGCUCAACCAACAUUUUGGCCUAGCUGUGGGAAAUGGGAGGGGGGUAUUCUGCCCUGCGGCCCGUCAAAAUAGUUCGUUGAUUUCCUUUCCAAUUUGUUUAAUUUAUGAGACUUGUGCUCAUGAGGCUUUAGAAAAUGUUUCAUGCCAAUCUCAAUCUGUUUUAAAAAGUAGAGAUGAAUUGCUGUUUUCUAUCAUAAAAUGCAUAAUAGUCAUUUCAGGUUUUACUUACUUUUUAUGAUGAUGAUGAAGUUCUGUUUUAAAAUCGUCAUAUACGACUGGGGCAAUUGAUUUUUAAAAACCCAACACUUCCCUGGUCACUUAAUGCUGGGCAGCAAUGUUGAGUUCUGGGAACUGUUCUAAAUGUGACUCGUUUGUUACUUCUACUACGGAGGCAUAGCUCAGUCAUCACUUUUUGAGUAAAUUUGAGCUGUUUCCUCUUACUCUUUACCUACAUGACCUGAACAUCCAGAGAAAUUCUCAACAUUCUGCGGGGUUGACAGAUGUCCUGUUGAACUGGGAAAGUGUUGAAAGGUUUAUGAACCAGUUGAAGACUGAUUCCACACAAAUGAAACUUGACUUAAUAAUUAGAAAGAAUGGUGCGAAGGAUCCUAAGGAGGAAAGCUACGAGUCUGUCUGUGGUCCUUUCACUUCAGCUCUGAUGAUCCUCCCGAUAUACCCAGCUAUUGUGGGUAGAACUUUUGCUGAAAUGGCAUUUUAUUACAUGGUGUAAAUUGUGUACAAUAGCUAGGUGUGGCUUUUUAUUUGGUUCGUCAAAGAAAUUUCCCCUAUUUUUCUAGGCCUUUUGUUUUGUUGGCAACUUUAGCAGCUCUCACUAGGUACUAAAGAUUUCAAGUAAUUUUUUUCUGUCAUAAACUACACAUAUCACCCAUUUAUUGUCAAUUAGGUUAUAGCUUACUGAUCAUUGAUCAUAAAUAACAAGUCCCAUUUUAGAUGAUUAAAACUAUUUUUUACUAUAA
This is a messenger RNA of Aplysia californica (California sea hare), 8837 nucleotides long. RefSeq names its product mitogen-activated protein kinase kinase kinase 1. Bases 245 to 5014 code for a protein of 1589 amino acids. The transcript has 23 exons. Gene Ontology annotation, molecular function: ATP binding; protein kinase activity; zinc ion binding. The record is from RefSeq and is a predicted model, not a curated record. NCBI's taxonomy places the organism in Eukaryota, Metazoa, Mollusca, Gastropoda, Aplysiida, Aplysiidae. Gene Ontology annotation, biological process: protein phosphorylation.